This is a messenger RNA of Saprolegnia parasitica CBS 223.65, 759 nucleotides long. RefSeq lists its product as hypothetical. The record is from RefSeq and is a predicted model, not a curated record. Bases 38 to 721 code for a protein of 227 amino acids. Gene Ontology annotation, molecular function: GTP binding; GTPase activity. NCBI's taxonomy places the organism in Eukaryota, Oomycota, Saprolegniomycetes, Saprolegniales, Saprolegniaceae. The transcript has 5 exons. Gene Ontology annotation, cellular component: endosome.
ACUCAAAAACGAAGUUCGAGGCAGCGACGGCAGCAGCAUGGACCAGUACGAUGAGCUCUACAAGGUCGUCCUCGUAGGCGACCCGGGCGUCGGGAAGACCAACCUCCUCGCCUACUUUACAGCGACGGAAGAGGAGAUGGCCGUGGACGCGUCGACGAACGCGUCCAAGAUCUUCAGUAGCUCGGUCCGCAAGCCCACGAUCGGCGUCGAGUUUGGCACCAAGAUCAUUACGCACCCGAACGGGAAGCGCAUCAAGGCGCAGAUCUGGGACACGGCCGGCCAGGAGCGCUACCGUGCGAUUACGAGCUCGCACUACCGCCGCGCCGCCGGCGCUCUCGUCGUCUACGAUGUCAGUAGCCGCGCGACCUUUGACAAUGCCCAGACGCAUUGGCUCAAGGAGCUGCGCAACUCGGCCGACAACAACAGCACGCUCCUCUCGUGCUUGAUGCUGGUCGGCAACAAGAUCGAUCUCACCGAGGGCAUCAACGGCGCCCCAGUCGUCGCGGCUGAAGAGCACGACGCUGCCAUGGCCGCGGCCGGUGUCCAUGGCGUCCGUGCAUCGGCCAAGACAGGCGAGAACGUCGUGCAGGCGUUCGAGAACCUCAUCAUCGAGGUGUACAACCAAGACAAGGCCCGCAACACCCCCGCACCCAUGGAGCCCGUGGUCGACCUCACGGCCAAGCCGCCGACCAAGAAGAAGCUGCCCGCAUGCUGUAAUUAAGACUCGAUGUAAUAAUACUCCAUGUUGCUGCACGAAUA